AAAUUGAAAAGUACAAAGUCGGCGGCGGGGGACAUGAGAUUGCACAACUUGUUUGGAAGAAUCAACCUACUCACUCUCUUUCACGUUCAUUACUCACACUCUUUUUUUCUUCUCUUCAACAAACACGAUGACGAACUUAAGGUUCAUUUCGGCAGUGAUGCUAGCGGCCUUCAGUACUUUGGUAGUGGCCGCACCAGUCGAAAGCGCUGAGAAGCGAGCUAUCUCUUCCAUAGUCAAAGGCACACCAAUGGGCAUGGCUUCUGCCGUCACGGGUGGCGGUAGUGCAGCAGUUGUGUAUCCGACCACCAUCGAGCAGUUAAAGGCCUACCUCACCUCAGACGAGCCCCAGAAUAUCGUCAUAUCCGGAGCUUUCAAUUUUGUCGGAUCAGAGGGCACAACUCCAUUGACAGCUUGUAAUAACUAUCCAUGCACGCCCUCGAAUGGAGGACAGGCGCUACUUAACACCCUCGGUGGAUGCGGCUCGAGCCCAACAUACAGCGUGUCUGUCGAUACUGCUGGUUAUCAAGGUAUCAAUGUCAAGUCACAGAAGACACUUGUCGGCAAGAACGGCGCGACGCUGAACGGCAAAGGCUUGCGUUUUAUUGGCGUCUCGAACAUCAUCAUCCAGAACAUCGCCAUCACCAAUCUUAACCCCAAGUACGUCUGGGGUGGUGAUGCGCUAACUUUCAGUGAUACUAACAAUAUAUGGAUUGAUCAUGUCACUACAUCUAGUCUCGGCCGUCAGCACUACAGCUUCGGCACCGGUGCCAACAACGCAGUUACAAUCUCUAACAGCUUUAUCAAUGGCAAGACGGAUCACUCCGCUUCGUGCGACGGACACACAUACUGGGGUUUGGAGCUGGUAGGAUCAGGGGAUCAAAUUACAUUCUACAAAAAUUACGUCUAUAACACUUCUGGUCGUACCCCUGCACUUUCUGGAAACACACUUUUCCACGCCGUGAACAAUGUCUGGUCCUCCAACUCCGGUCACCUACUCGAAGGAGACAAGAACGGCAUGGGUCUGUACGAAGGUAACUACUUCACGAGCGUCCCGACGGUGGUGCAAGCAGGCUCUUCGAUUCGUCUAUUCACCUCGAACCCUGCCGAUGCGUCCAAAUGCGCGGCGUACCUUGGUCGUAACUGUGUCUCAAAUAGUCUGUCUAGCUCGGGUGCCUUCAGCUACUCAGACACGAGCUUCCUUUAUCUCUUCAAAGGAAAGACUAGCAUUCCCUCGGCAGCUGCAGUUUCAUCGAUCCAGAAUACUGUCCCUACCUCUGCAGGAAAUACAUUGUGAUCAGCCCAGAUGGCAUAUCUUUGAUGGUGCAUCGUGUUUUGAUAACUCGUUACAUAUGGAAGCGGUCAUUAGGAGACUCGGUCUAUUUGGCUUGAACGUCGGAGAAUUUAUAGGUGUCUGAAACACGAUCACAAUCAACUAUCUUCGAGUACCUAUUCAUAAUUAUAUAUUUUAAUCUUUGUAUUUAGUUAAUAUACAUUCUUGUGGUCAAUCA
Botrytis porri is the source of this 1508-nucleotide messenger RNA. RefSeq lists its product as uncharacterized. Gene Ontology annotation, molecular function: pectate lyase activity. The transcript has 3 exons. The record is from RefSeq and is a predicted model, not a curated record. The coding region runs from base 128 to 1294 and encodes 388 amino acids. Lineage: Eukaryota; Fungi; Ascomycota; Leotiomycetes; Helotiales; Sclerotiniaceae.